GUGCCUCACACCCAAAGCCUACACCAACUUCACACUUUGUUGGCUGCAGUUUUUCAGGCCUACUGUCUAAGGCAUCUUCGCAAUGCCAUCCAAUCUACUUACACCCUUUAUUGAGUUGGAUGAGGAAUUUUGCAAGACUUUCCAGAAUCUACAAUUACAGGAUGGGUCGCGGCGCGCCAUCGGUUUCCAGCGCAGACAUUCCCUGUGCCCGGUCACACUUCCCAACUCCAAAUUCAACAUCAGCGCAGGAGUCAUAGACCCUACAGACGAUCUCUGGUCUCUCUCAAGCAUCAGCAGCCAGCCCUGGAGUCGGGAGCAGCUUCCGCGUUCUGCCCUCCAGCGCAUCCCGUUCCGGGCUGACCGCUCCGUGAGCAUGAUCGAAGGACACGUGAGUGGAGAGUCCAGCCUCCCGCCUCCCCCGGGCCUGAGCGUCUCCCCGCCCUCCCCAAGAGAGACGCCGGUGCCUGCCGUGUCCGCGCGCUACAAAACCGAGCUCUGCCGCACGUACGAGGAGAGCGGCGCGUGCAAGUACGGCGCCAAGUGCCAGUUCGCGCACGGCGCCGAGGAGCUGCGCGGCCUCAACAGGCACCCUAAGUACAAAACCGAGCCGUGCCGCACUUUCCACACAGUGGGCUUCUGUCCGUACGGCGCGCGCUGCCACUUCAUCCACAACGCCGACGAGCAGCAGCCGCAGCAGCCCCAGCGCCAGGCCGCGAGCUCCACCAGGGAGCGCCCGCGCCUGUUGCGCCAGAGCGUCAGCUUCGCCGGUUUUCCUUCCAGGGCCACCGUUGCCGCUUUCCAGGCCCUUCCAGACCCGCUCGCUUUCACCAGAGCGUCUUCUGUAUCUCCUCCGCCGUCCUCGUCUUCCUUUUCGUGCAGCCCCGAUCUCCUGUCUCCACCGGGGCUUCCAGAGCGCGGAGCCAUGACGCACGGCUUCGGGUUCACAGCAGAUCUCGGGCUCAGCGAACGGAUCGCGGCUCUGCAACGCAGCACGUCCGCGGACUCGCUCUCUGAUCACGACGGCUACUCGAGCUCCGGGAGCCUAAGCGGCUGCGACUCGCCUGGUGCAGAAGGAAGCAGGCGUCUGCCCAUCUUCAGCCGCCUGUCUGUCUCAGACGAUUAAUUAACAAUCUGUGCAUAUUGCAUAUUGGCUUUGAUUUGUUAUAGAAUUUUGUUUUUAUCUGAUGCAUGAAAAGUUUACACAGAAAAGUCCAUCGUUUUGAAUUAACGCCCAUAGAUUCCCUAUAGAACACGUGACCACGUGACCUGACCUGUCCCCUAUAGGUGUUAAUCCAAGCCCGUGGCUUUUUGCUGUGUGCCAAUGUAUACUGUUGUAUACCAGUUGAAACUGUACUGGGUAUUUCACUCUACACUUUUUGGGUCUCCUAGAUAUGAGGGAAAAGUUCUGAGAACUUUUUUGUACUGUUGAAGUUUGUAUAAAAUGAAGCAAUAGCACAGAUGAGCAUGUUCCAUGGCAUGCACACAUCUGCAUUUUAACCAAAGCGCAGCAACUUUAGUCUAUGUUUAGCUGUAGGCCCGACCCCUAACCUUGAACCCAGACAUGUACUGUAAACAAAGUGUAGCCUUUAGUGAAGGCAUUUUUAUAAAUUGAUAGUUUUACUAAAUAGUUUGACUUAGUUUAUUGUCUAAGAUUCUAUUUAUUGCCCAUUUUAUUCUUUUGUGAUUGCAUUUCGAUAUGAUUUAUAUGCAUUUUUAAGUUUGCUUUGUUUGAGCAUUUUCCCCCAGCUUUAAGUGACACCAGCAGUACAGACUCUGAAUGUAGAAAUCUCAGGAUCUUAAGUGUUAAACUCCACCACUUUCUAUUAUGCUUCUCUUAUGCUCACUGAGAUUAGUAUUUGGGCUCAAUCAUUACAAACAAAGUGUGUGUGUGUGUGUGUGUGUGUGUGUGUGUGUGUGUGUGUGUUUGUGUGUAAGUGGCUGUGUGACAAUGUAUCAGGAAAAAGUGCUACACCAUCUUAGUCUCUUGCACUGUCAAUCUGUAUUAUAGAGACAAAAGAUGUUCUUUGCAAUGUGUACAUCUAGAAGAAAAGUGCAUUUUCUUACUUUGAUUUAAAAGCUUACAGUGUAGUAGAUCGUUUGAAGAAAUCCUCUCUUAGCUGCCUGUGUAAGCUAUUGCCUUUUGUUAACUUAAACUUAUUUAUUUUUUUUUUCUUGUGCAAAAAAAAGGAAGCAGUAUAAAGUGCUAUGAUUUUUGUAUUGUGUUGUUUCAUAUAUAAUUUAAAUGGACUGUUUACAUUCCCUCGGGGUAUGAUCCCCGCUUUAUAAUAUAUUGUUGAUCUUUUUUGAAAUAAACUUUCAGAAACUUUA
This is a messenger RNA of Clarias gariepinus (North African catfish), 2328 nucleotides long. RefSeq names its product mRNA decay activator protein ZFP36L1. The record is from RefSeq and is a predicted model, not a curated record. The coding region runs from base 83 to 1123 and encodes 346 amino acids. The transcript is spliced from 2 exons. Lineage: Eukaryota; Metazoa; Chordata; Actinopteri; Siluriformes; Clariidae. Gene Ontology annotation, molecular function: metal ion binding; mRNA binding.